AUGGAACGACACAACCACUCAAUCCUGGCUGAAUUUGUGUUCCUGGGCUUCCCCAGUGUGAGACACAUCAGGGGCUGGCUCUUUGUCCUGUUGCUGUUGGUAUACCUAUCCACCAUAUGCGGUAACAUGCUCAUAUUCUUAGUCAUACGACUGGAUGCGGCCCUCCACACACCCAUGUACCACUUUGUCAGUGUCCUCUCCUUUCUAGAGUUGUGGUAUACAGCCACAACCAUCCCCAAGAUGCUAGCUAAUCUUCUCAGUGAGAAGAGGACCAUUUCUUUUGCAGGAUGCCUUCUUCAGACCUAUUUCUUCCACUCUCUGGGGGCCUCUGAAUGCUACCUUCUUACAGCCAUGGCCUAUGACCGUUACCUGGCCAUCUGCCAGCCCCUCCACUAUCCUGCAAUUAUGACUGCUACACUGUGUGCCAAGAUGGCUGUAGGAUGUUGGACUUGUGGUUUCCUGUGUCCCAUUUCUGAGGUCAUCUUGGUUUCCCAGCUCCCUUUCUGUGGCUACAAUGAAAUCCAACACAUCUUCUGUGACUUUCCACCUCUGCUGAGCUUGGCCUGCAAGGACACAUCCACUAAUAUUGUGGUGGACUUUGCCAUCAAUGCCUUCAUCAUCCUUCUCACCUUCCUCUUUAUCAUGGUUUCUUAUGGAAGAAUCGUUGGGGCUGUACUGAAGAUCAAAACAGCAGCAGGAAGAAAGAAGGCCUUUUCCACAUGUGCCUCACAUCUCAUUGUGGUCCUCAUCUUCUUCGGGAGCAUCAUCUUCAUGUAUGUGCGGUUAAGGAAGAGCUAUUCACUGACUCUCGAUUGGAUGCUUGCUGUUGUUUACUCUGUGCUGACACCACUGGUCAACCCAGUUGUCUACAGUCUUCGUAACAAGGAACUCAUUAAGGCCAUCAAAAGGACCUUCCGGAAGGGGAGGAAGGCUAGUCCUAUUCACCACUGA
Messenger RNA from Nycticebus coucang (slow loris), 951 nucleotides. Its product is annotated as olfactory receptor 6N2. The transcript has a single exon. Bases 1 to 951 code for a protein of 316 amino acids. Gene Ontology annotation, cellular component: membrane. Lineage: Eukaryota; Metazoa; Chordata; Mammalia; Primates; Lorisidae. Gene Ontology annotation, biological process: G protein-coupled receptor signaling pathway. Gene Ontology annotation, molecular function: olfactory receptor activity; G protein-coupled receptor activity. The record is from RefSeq and is a predicted model, not a curated record.